Daktulosphaira vitifoliae (grape phylloxera) is the source of this 746-nucleotide messenger RNA. RefSeq lists its product as uncharacterized. The transcript has 5 exons. Gene Ontology annotation, molecular function: calcium ion binding. Bases 56 to 580 code for a protein of 174 amino acids. Lineage: Eukaryota; Metazoa; Arthropoda; Insecta; Hemiptera; Phylloxeridae. The record is from RefSeq and is a predicted model, not a curated record.
UGACAUUGUCAGUCUUAGACUUUCAUUUCUGCUGCAAUUAUCAUAAACAUUGAAAAUGGGUUUCUAUUUUUAUUUUGGAAUAGUACUUUAUUUUGUGUGUGUAAUUAUCAAACCUGCGUUUUCAGCUGGAACGUCAAGUGCCAGUAAUCAAAUUCAAGGUCUAACCGAAAAUAUUUUAGAUGCCAUAGUUCGACAAUAUGAUAAAUACAAUUUUAUUGAUACUUUAUCUCAAUUUAAGUUAUUUAAUUAUUCGUUGUCCAAGGAUGAAUUAGAACAUAUUGUUAAGCAAGAUAGUAGAGUUAAACAAAUUGCUGCUCUUGUUAAUAUCUGUGUAAUGCAUUCAAAUCUAGAUCCUAGAGAAAAAAGACUUACUGUAGGUCAAGUACAACGGUGUACAGAAAUAUUUGUAAAGUCUGAUAAUAAUUCUGACGGAUUUUUAAAUUCAGAUGAGCUGCGUUCUGCAAUAAAAGCUAUUACGGAUAACGAAAUUGCUAAUGUUGUAGAAUAUAAAUACAAGGAUUUUUUGAAUGAUUGGACUAAAGAAAUUUUCAUAUUUACCUUUUUAAGAUUACUUUUAUAACACUCCGAAAAAUAUAAUAUACAACUAACAAUAAAAAAAAACUUUUCAAAUCAUUAAUUAUCAUCAAGAAAUCAUUAAGUUAAAAUGUGUUAAUCAAAAAUUGUUGUUAUAUUUUAAGUUUAUAAACUAUAUUGUUUAACCUGCUCGUUAGUCCACAAUUGAAAUA